Bactrocera dorsalis (oriental fruit fly) is the source of this 6415-nucleotide messenger RNA. It is a transcript of the gene Kank, whose product is annotated as KN motif and ankyrin repeat domain-containing protein 1. Lineage: Eukaryota; Metazoa; Arthropoda; Insecta; Diptera; Tephritidae. The record is from RefSeq and is a predicted model, not a curated record. Gene Ontology annotation, biological process: negative regulation of actin filament polymerization. The transcript is spliced from 11 exons. Gene Ontology annotation, cellular component: cytoplasm; cytoskeleton. Bases 88 to 4710 code for a protein of 1540 amino acids. Gene Ontology annotation, molecular function: protein binding.
AUAAAACAUAACGGCUCUUACAAGCCAACAAACUGUAGUGAUUUUCUGCAAAAUUUCAUUUGUUAACUUUAUCCGUUGGCUGCCACAAUGAGCUUCGCCGGCGCGAAUCAAUUAAAUAAUAUCAGUCGUGUGUCACCGGUGAUUUUAUCGGCCCCGUCGUGUGACAUGAACGCAGCGCUGGCGCCGGCAGCGGCAAACACCGCGCAGUGGGAACAGAAUUUCGAGGCGAAAAUAAAAGAUUUAUCGCCCAGCGAGCAGGAGGCCGUACGCCGCUUCUGGAGGUCGGUGGUGAUGCGCAAUGCACCGCGUCUCUUUGGGGAAGAAAGUGGUCGUCUGCCACAAUUGUAUGCCGGCAAUCCGGCUGUGGCGUCUGCCGCGGCCGCGGCGAAUGUGCGCAACUGCAAUUGCUGUCCGUAUGGUUACCACAUCGAUUUGGAUUUUGUGCGCUACUGUGAAUCGCUGGCCAAUGCCAAGCCAUCGGAGGAGGAGUUGCAGCGGCGCAGUCGGCGGCGCUCGCGCAAAUCAAUGGAAUUCAUGCUGGGUCUGGACGCAAUGUUCGAGCAAUGGGAUGCCGCCGCACGGGUGCAGGCCGUGCCAGAGGUGCCAUACGAAAGUGACUCACCCGAUUCACCACGCCUGCUGCCGCCACCCAUACCACCUGCGCCCACGUCCGCUUCACACCCCACGUUCUGCACAUCUACACCGCGUCCGCGCUCUUCCUCAGUGCCGCGCUACAACUACGACAGCAGCAGCAGUGCGCCCCGCGCUGAAUCGCCCUACGGCACAGCGUCGUCAACAUGCUCAUCCGUGCGCGGCGCCGAGAGUGACGCGCCCUACAGCAUACUACGUCAGCGUCACAAGGAGCAUCAAUCACGUCGUGAUGCGCCCGAAACGCGCGCCUUCCUGCGUGAAGCGCUCGACGAGGUGUGCAGCGACUUUGAGCGUACGCUGGAGCGCACGUCGUUGCGGCGCAAGAAGGCGGUUAGCUGUAAUGAGCGGGAUGGCACUUUAAGUGGUGGGGGUGGUGGCGCGUUGAAUGGUCAAUUAUACGGUUAUGGCGUGGCCAGCGAUCGCAACAACAAUCAUCAGCCGACAUAUGCGAUGAAGACGGAUUUGCCGCCGACGAAAUUGGGCAGUGCGAGUUGGCUGCGCGAUAAUUUCACGCGGAAUGGCUACAACUGUAAUGGCAAGCGCAUGUGCUCCGCCUGGGAGCGGCCCGUUGAACAAUCUUUUGAUUCCUGUGUAGCUAGCAAUAAGUCGCCGCGUACGACGCGCUACCUAGCCAAGGCCGCCGCCGCGUUACCCGUGCAUCAGAAGCUUUCACCUGCCGAGCAGCAGUAUGAGUCAUAUGUGCAGGCGACAGUAGCGGCAAAUGCCAAGUCGCCGGUGGAACAGCUGGUGCCGCCACCACCACCGCCGCGCCGGCAUGUACCACAGCCACGUCAGCUGUUGAGUCCAAGCAAUGUUGAAACGGAACUUACAGACACAGAUGAGAUCGAUAGAAAGCCACCGCAGUCAGAUAAUGUAGCACCGCCGAGUGAACCCGUAGCUGUAGCGCCUAUUGUCUUACCCGCUUGCAUGAAUGGCGCCGAUACAAGCGCCGCAGCUGACGCUCAAACACUGUUUAGCAUACGCGAGCAGAUGGCGCUGAGCUUAAAACGAAUGAAAGAUUUGGAAGAGCAAGUCAAAUCUAUACCGGAACUUCAAAAUGAGCUGACGCAGCUGCGUGAUGAGAAGCAACGCUUGCAACAGUCACUACAACGGAAAGAAGAUGAGUUGCUGCGCGCACGCGAACCGCCGCGACCCUCAUCGUCACCAAGUCCGGUCACAAGUGCGAAAAACGGUUCACCCGUGCAGUUUACGCCACAACGCAUUAGCCCAGUCUCUUUGGAAAGUUUGGGCUCCCGACUGCGCGCCAACUCAAGCAGCUCGGAGCGCCAAUUGCGCACACCGACUACACUUAAGCGCGAUGUGGGUACUAUGUGCGGACUGCAUGCAAAACGAGAUGUAGCCGUGGGCAGUCCAGUGCACAUGGUGCGCAGCGUAGGUACGAGCCCUGCACAGCAGUUAAACAGCAUCACUGAAGCGCUUUACUCGCAAUGGGACAUGGAAGAGCAUACUCAAGUAGCAAUCAUGCGUUACGAGGAAGAACGCGCACUGCAGCAACUGAAGAAGAUGACGCACAUCGCCACACAAAUACAAGCGCCGCACAGUGUUGAUAGGGGUGCGCAAACCGCAGCAGAGCCGAAAGUGCUUAAGAGCUCAGUGAGCGUUAUGGCGAGUCCAACAACGCGAGAUGCUUAUGUCAAUUGUCGCCCAGAAAUGCGCUCCACAGCUUGCUCAGAGGACAAUAUACUGGAUCCCUUGUGUGAGAAAUGUAAUAUUGUGAAGCGUAGCAUUGCCUGCAGCACCGAAGACCCUGGUUUUAUUAAAGUAAAAUCCGUUUCAUUGAAACUACUCGAUUCACCUGAGUUUCUACGUAGCAAGACUUUCUCAUUAGGCGAACAUGAUCGACUCGGCCGUAUACUUAAGACCACAGGCACGCAAUACACGCCAGUCUCCGUGAAUAGCGCCGGCUGCCAAACCGCAACCACAUACGUACACGCCGUCGGUGUGCAAUGCAUGCCCGAACAGCGUCAUGCCAGCGUACAAAGUGAGGUGGCGUGCGACACGCGUUGUACCGACACACGUGAUUUAAUACGGCUCUGUACAACGCAAACUAGUACCGAAGCGUACAUACCGCCACCCAUUGUCAUUGAAGAGCCACCUAAAAAGGAAGAAAAACCCGCGCCACCCAAACCAAUAACACGCUCAACUGCCAGCAAUACGGAUAAGCCACGCACCGUAGAUUACGGCAUAAAUACAUUACCCCCCGCGCCUAUACGUCAUACCGCAGCUAACACAGAUUCGGUGAGAAAACGGGAUAUAGGUUGCGGCGAUGUAGUCAAGCCACAUAUUUCCAUUGCCUGCGCGGAUAAUUACUGUGAUUCCUGCAAGGAUGCGAUUAAAAACUUGGCCAAAGACUUCUCAAAAGUGCUGUCGCCUCAAUCGCCACCAUCGCCACGCUUGCGACCACCAGCACCCGUACGUAGCGCAUCCAUGGAUUCGCGCAUACCGCUGCGCAAAAACGUACCACCCAGCCCCAGUCCAGUACGCCGCACUUUUCAGCGGCAGAACACAUACACAAUAACAACAACGCCGGAAAAACAGUCAACAAAGCCAACACAGAGUUCGUUGCACGAGAAACCGCCAUCAGUUGCCCACUUUCUGCCACCGGAGUCCACCAGCGAAACGCAGAGUUUCAUAACCGAGCCCAAAUCUGCAGCACCUAACAUCGGUGUCAAGGUUACGCCCCCUAAAUCCAACACAUCUCUAACUGCCCCUUCCUCAGCCGCAAAUUCGCGUCGAGCAUCCGAUGCCAGUCAAAAGAACGCUGAACCGCUGGACGAUAGUAAAGUAGAUGAGACCACACCUCUACAACCGAGUCUCGAUGGAGUAAUUGUACGCGAGGAGAAACGUGUGAGUGUCAGCUGGUCUCGCGAUGCAUCACCAGCGCCGCUUAAAGAUGGCGCGUCGCCAUAUCGUUCCUUGGAGAGUUCUUUCAAUGAGAAGCUCAGGGAGUCCACAUUGGAAACAGCAGCGGCAGUGUUGGUUGAGGAGAGUGAAGAAAAGGACCAAACUGGAAUAGAAGUUGAUAUGUCAAAGGGCGCACGUCGCAAGACAACAGCACAGAAAUCUAGUCAUAUCCCAAGAAAGCAAGUGGGUAGCGUUGAGAAGACAGUGAAAACGGCGGAUGAGUCGCAGACAGAUAAGACCGAAGUGCAGGAACGUCCACCAUCGAAGGCGUUGCUGCAAAAACUUGCAAUGGUUGAGGCGGAGCCACGACAAAAAUUCGUUCCGCCUACCGAGAUGCUGAAUGCUUUGAAGACCAUCAAUAAUUCGCUGUUGAAGAAAAUCGACGCCAAGUCUCUUGCGGCGGCUAGCUUGAAAUCAGCCAAAUUGGUGAUCCAACAGGAAUGGUUUCGGAUCUCUAGCACCGAGAAGGCGAAUCCACACGAAGUCGAGGACUAUUUAGACUGUUUUGAGGAAAUGUCGGUGUCGCUGUUGGAGUACUGUGUUAAUAUGGUGGACGCUAAUGGCAACACUGCAAUGCAUUAUGCGGUCUCGCAUGGCAAUUUUGACGUCGUAUCUAUACUACUCGAUUCAAAGGUUUGCAAUGUAAAUCAAAUGAAUAACGCUGGAUACACUUGUGUGAUGCUCGUCUCAUUGGCAAAGCUGAAAAACGCUGCGCAUCGCACAGUCGUACAACGACUGUUCCAGAUGGCCGAUGUCAAUAUACGAGCCAAAAAGCACUGCCAGACCGCAUUGAUACUGGCUGUUUCCCAUGGUAACAAAGAGAUGGCGGAGCUGCUGUUGGCCGCCGGCGCAGACAUCAACAUACAAGACGAGGACGGCAGCACAGCGCUGAUGUGUGCCGCCGACAAUGGACGCACGGACCUGGUUAAGCAUUUGCUGUCACAGCCUGAUUGCGAUUCGCUUUUAGUGGAUGUGGAUGGCGCUACGGCUUUCAAAAUAGCCUGGCAGGCUGGACAUCGGGACCUUGGCUUGUUGCUGUACGUGCACGAGCAAAUGCUGCGCAGCAAGCAGCCCAAUCGCGGUGAUGCCACGCGCGUUUCUCUGGAGUUGCCACGCGGUUCGAAGCCCACUUAAUGCGGGUUAAGCAGGCGGCAGAGAAAUUCUCUACCCCGGAGAGGGUGUUUGUGGAGUAAAUUGAUUUAAUUAAAUCGAGAAAGAAAAUUUUUAACUAAAUUAUUUGAAAAACAUUGCAAACGAUGCCAGCCAAAAAAAAUAUUAACGAACAAAUUAGACAGUUUUUUCUUAAAAUUAGUAGUUUUGCUAUUAGAGUGGCAUUAAACAUAUAUUACUUAGCCGGUCACGGCAGCGUGCUGGCGCCAAAUGAAAUUACUUAGUAGUACUUUAAGUUUAGUUUAAAACUCUCGAAGAAUUGUGCGAGUUGUAUUAGAGAUUUUAUAAAAGCUUUUGAAAAGACAGCAGCAUAUCAAACGUUAAUGCCAAUUUUUGACGAGCACUCACUAACAUUCCACUCAAGUUUUUAUAGCGAAAUUUGUAAAAGAAGAAAAUUUUUUAAACUCAAGAAACGAAUCUGCGAAAACGAAAUUCAUGCUAUGCUAAUAUUGGUAGUAAAGAUUAAUAGAAAAUGCUAAUAUUGGCAAAAAAGGAGAAAAAUAAUGGAAAACACACAAAAUUCACAAAAUAAUUUAUAAACAUUUUUUCUUUACUUUAACAAAAGGCACGAAUCUAAAAAUUAAAUAAAUUAAUAACAAUUUUAACAGUUUAUUUAUUUACGUUUACACAGGGUGUUCCAAAACUAAGGCAAGAUUUAAAUUUGCCGUCAUCGCAUCACCGUUUACGAAGUUGAAAUACUAUUCUGAGCAUAUUUCUUAUGAAAUUUUCGAACUUUCAUCAUUUCUGAAAUAUUUUUCAAUACUGAAUGAGUUUUUUAUUGCUUACGAUUCACUACAUCAUGUUACAUAUAUGUAGCAUAAAAUUUUCAGCUUACGCUGUCGGAUGUAACCAAUAGAUAACCAAUAAAUAAACAAUACAUAACCAUUUUAUAACCAAUACUUAACUAUUUUAUAACCAAAAACUCAAAUUUUGUUUCAAUAUGAGUGGUUUCUAUUAUAACGUUUUUUUCGCCCGACAACUGUUAAGUUAUUUUGCAUUUUAGGUUACGAUAUAUAAAUGACGGCAAAUAUAAAUCUUGCGUUAAGUCCGCGACACCCUUUAAUAUACGCUAUUAAAUAAGUUUAAAAUGAUAAAUUUAGUUUCUAUAACUGAUUUCUUAACGUCUAAGUGAGCCGUGUUAGUUUCUUAAAACUUUAAUAAGUUAAAAAUAUUAUGUUCAACAAUAAUUAUAUUCGAUGGAAAAUUACUCAAAACAACUUUUAGGGUAAUUUUCGCCUAAGGUUGGUAGGAAACUGCAAAUACUUACAUAAUAUAAACAUUUUAACUACAAUUUGAUUGUAUAAAAAACUUCGAAAUACACAACACUUUUUAACAGAGCACAUAACAAUCGCUAUUUACAUAUAACGGCACAAGAGUCAAUUUUCCACAGCAAAAAUAGGGUUCAAAUCUAAAAAAAAACACAAAACUAAAAGUAGCAACAACUUUUUCUUAAAAAUUGAGCACGCAUUUGAAUAUACACAAUUAUAUAAACAUAUUUAUAUAUAUAUAUAUACAUAUAUAGCACAUAAGAAAUUAAGUAAUUUAAUAUAAUAUAUACUUACUUGCAGUUUUUAAAAUAAAAAAUAUAAAUAAAUGGACGCAAAUGUUAAUUUGUGUCUGAAAAACGAUGUUUUUAAAAUAAAAAAUCAAAACAAUUUAUUUGGAAAAA